UAACAAAGAAAUCGAAUUCGUUUAAAGCAACUUUGUGGCUUUGCGACGACGGUUAUCCUCUCGAUUUGCAGGAUCAAGUUUUACCAAUAAUUGAUUUGAUGGCAGUGAACAGUGCUCAUUUUGCUCGACUGAGGAAUUUCAUCCAGCUGCAGUUGCCAGCUGGUUUCCCUGUAAAAAUUGAAAUUCCGCUGUUCCACUUGGUCAGUGCUCGGAUCACGUUUUCAGCAAUUAACAAACCGGGACCUCAUGUCUCCCUUGCUGAUGCAUCCAACAAGGUGGAAAUUGAUGCAGCAGCAUUCGAAAUUCCCCAGCAUUAUCGCAUGGAAGACAGCUAUCUUUAUGGUUUGCAAUUAAACGAGGAUGCUCCCUCGCGUAGUACCAUUACUAAUGGAAAUAUUACAUCCAGACAAUGUAACAUUUUUUUGAAUACAGUUACAAAAAUAAAAGGCGGUGCCGUACAUACAUUGAGCAGAACGGAAGAGUGA
Gongylonema pulchrum is the source of this 485-nucleotide messenger RNA. NCBI's taxonomy places the organism in Eukaryota, Metazoa, Nematoda, Chromadorea, Rhabditida, Gongylonematidae. The record is from the annotation of a GenBank genome assembly.